Messenger RNA from Trichoderma asperellum CBS 433.97, 581 nucleotides. RefSeq lists its product as uncharacterized. NCBI's taxonomy places the organism in Eukaryota, Fungi, Ascomycota, Sordariomycetes, Hypocreales, Hypocreaceae. The record is from RefSeq and is a predicted model, not a curated record.
AUGAAUCAAUCAAGCUGCAAUCGCACCUUCCGUCGGGAAUAUUUUGCACUGGGCAGAUUGUCGCUGUGGAGAAUGGCCGUCGUCCCCCUUGAUGCACAUGGCCUUGUCACAUCGCUUGGCUUUUUUGCUUCUGGUACCAAAACCCGUAGCGAAACCCAACCGCAUUUCGCCACCUCUAUCACACAGCAAACGUUGCAGCAUGACUGCAGCAGCUUGCCUUAGCCCUUUUCUCUGUAUUUAUUUCUUUCUCUCUCUCUCUCCCUAUAUCCAGCGGCCAAGACUCUUUGUUGGCGCGACUUGUUCGCGUUAUCUCCUCUUCGGGGAUAAAAAGGAAGAAGAAGAGGAAGAAGAGAAUAUGUAUUUCGUAUAUCAUCGUAUGCUUGUCGCUUUCAAUUUCGAGUGAAUUUAGUUGUUCUAGUGAUUCGACUGUUAAAAGUGACUUAGGUGACAACUCAGCUAGAAAUCUUCGAAAGCAAUGCCUUUUGUGCCAUAUACUUGCACCAAUUUUUUUUUUAAAUUGCUUAGAUGUGCGUGAAGCUGCAUCUUGCUUGUCGCCCUCUCUCCAAGGCUGCGCAAAAAAA